GUCCGCGGUGCUGAACGGAGUUGACCUUCUCUCCCCGAGCGGAAAAUCAAGCCUCCUGCAUCACACAGUAAAGGUGGCAAAGCAAAGCGUCACAGGCCACCACUACACAUGCGGACAGCUGCCGGGCUUGACUGAGUCAGCCGGACAAUCUGCUCUUUCAUGGCUGUGGCACGCAAAAUCAAAACUUUGCUGACCGUCAACAUUUUGGUGUUCGUGGGGAUUAUUCUGUUCUCGGUAUACUGCAGGAUCCAGGAUAGGUCCGAGGAGCUCAUCCAAAUUGGGCGUAUUUCUGACCAGAGGCUGCGAGCCAGGAAUGGCAAAGUUUCCAACUUGGUGGACAGGCAGUCUAUUCUGCAGAGGCUGGAGAGGCUGGAGGACGUGGUCUACAACCAGCUGAACGGUUUGGCAAAGCCCAUGGGGCUAGUUGAGGGCCCCGGAGGCCUUGGCCAGGGGGGAGCUGCUGCCACUCUGGGAGAGGACAGUCGAGAUGCUGAGGGGAAAUACGAGGAGUACGGCUAUAACGCUCAGCUCAGUGAUCGCAUCUCCCUGGACAGAAGCAUCCCAGACUACAGACCUAAAAAGUGUAAGCUGCUGACGUACGCAGAAGACCUUCCUCAGAUCUCUGUGGUCUUCAUAUUUGUCAACGAGGCUCUGUCAGUGAUCCUGCGCUCCGUCCACAGUGUGGUCAACCACACACCGGGACACCUGCUCAAGGAGAUCAUCCUGGUGGACGACAACAGCGACAGCGUGGAGCUGAAAUUUAACCUGGACCAGUACGUGAACAAGCGCUACCCCGGCCUGGUAAAGAUUGUGAGGAACACCAAGCGGGAGGGCCUGAUCCGAGCCAGGAUACACGGCUGGAAUGCUGCCACAGCUCCUGUCGUCGGCUUCUUUGAUGCCCAUGUGGAGUUCAACAUUGGCUGGUCUGAACCCAUCCUGACCCGGAUGAAGGAGGAUCACACCCGCAUCAUCCUCCCCGCCAUCGACAACAUCAAGUACAACACGUUUGAGGUGCAGCAGUACGCCAAUGCCGCCCAUGGCUACAACUGGGGCCUGUGGUGCAUGUACAUCAUACCCCCACAGGAGUGGCUGGACAAGGGCGAUGAGACAGCCCCCAUCAGAACUCCGGCCAUGAUCGGCUGCUCCUUUGUGGUUGAUCGGGAAUACUUUGGCGAGAUCGGUCUGCUGGAUCCCGGCAUGGAGGUCUACGGAGGCGAGAACAUCGAGCUGGGCAUGCGGGUUUGGCAGUGCGGAGGGAGUAUGGAAGUCCUGCCGUGUGCCAGAGUGGCCCACAUCGAGCGAACCAAGAAGCCCUACAACAAUGACAUAGAUUACUACGCUAAGCGCAAUGCCCUGCGGGCGGCUGAGGUGUGGAUGGAUGAAUACAAAUCCCACGUCUACAUGGCCUGGAACAUUCCCAUGAAUAACCCGGGGGUAGAUUUUGGGGAUGUCUCGGAGCGUUUGGCCUUAAGGAAGAGGCUGCAAUGUCGGAGUUUCCGAUGGUACCUUGAACACGUCUACCCAGAGAUGCGGAUCUACAACAACACCAUCACAUACGGGGAGGUGAGGAACAGCAAAGCUAGCGGGUACUGCUUGGAUCAGGGCUCCGAGGACGACGACAAAGCCAUCCUCUAUCCCUGCCAUGGCAUGUCUUCUCAGCUUGCCCGUUACUCUACCGAGGGGCUGCUUCAGCUGGGACCUCUGGGGUCGACCACCUUCCUGCCUGACACAAAAUGCCUGGUUGAUGAUGGCAGAGGACGAACUCCUAGACUAAAAAAAUGUGAAUCAGUCUCAAGGAUUUCUCAGAGACUUUGGGACUUCACACAGAAUGGUCCAAUCAUUAGCCGGGACACGGGUCGAUGCUUGGAGGUAGAAAUGUCCAAAGAUGCCAACUUCGGCCUCCGCUUGGUGGUCCAGAGGUGCUCGGGUCAGAAGUGGAUGAUACGAAACUGGAUUAAGCAUCCGAGGCACUGAAGCCAGAAAACAACCACUGAGACGUUUUGGGCAGAGUUUCAAGUCGCAGUAGGAUCUCAAACUGUGGACAGCUCAGAGAGGAGUGUGGACCAGUGGUGUUCGAGUGUGGUAUUUCACACUACACACACUGAGCUCCCCCUCAGGCCGCAGAGAUUUCUAAUGCUGAAUAAGAUCAACUCAUGUGUUCUACUAAGCUGUGCGUUCACAGAGACCUUAAAGUGAGCUGCUCUGUAUGAAAUGACAGACAUUCAGCUACAUGUAUAAAACAGAGAAACAAGAAACUUGAGUGCAGCCCCUGAAGGCGGACCAAGAUCCUCGUAACUCUUUUGUUUUUGCUGUAAAACUCUCAGAUCUUUGAAGACACGAAAGAGUGUGUGUGAGUGAGUGUGUGUGGAGAUUUUUUUUUCACAUAGCAUUUGAGCAAAUCAAAAGAUAUGAUUGCUGUCAAUUGCUACAUCAGAGUGAUUAUUUUGGGCUGUGAUUUGGCAAAUUGCUUUGGACAUAUUUUGCUGCCCUGGCAAGACAUGUGAUCAUCUUUCGAGAGGGCUGCCCAUCAUCUGACCGGGAGGAGAGGUUUCACCUGCGCUCACACAGACUACAUUUCUUUGUUUCUUUGAAGUGUAUUGCUCACUGUGGACAGGAGCAAUCAUGUGCCUUUUUCCUCAUUUUUUCUGCUCAUUCUGACCAGGGAAUGUCAGUCCCAGAAGCAUGUACAAAAUUAUUUGAAAGUUAUUAAUAUAUAAAACAAUGUAUAAAUCAGUCUAAUGAUAGUAAUAUAUUGUAAAAAGUGAAAAAUUGAUAUCCGUCCUCUGAUAACAAUUAGGAUAAUAAAAUCAUUUUUAUGAUGCGCCA
Molecule: messenger RNA, 2826 nt
Organism: Notolabrus celidotus (New Zealand spotty)
Lineage: Eukaryota; Metazoa; Chordata; Actinopteri; Labriformes; Labridae
Gene: galnt9
Product: polypeptide N-acetylgalactosaminyltransferase 9
Exons: 11
Coding region: 160-1974 (604 amino acids)
Cellular component (GO): Golgi apparatus
Source: RefSeq, a predicted model, not a curated record